Messenger RNA from Acanthosepion pharaonis, 495 nucleotides. NCBI's taxonomy places the organism in Eukaryota, Metazoa, Mollusca, Cephalopoda, Sepiida, Sepiidae. The record is from the annotation of a GenBank genome assembly.
AUGAAUCUUUCUUUUUACCACUUCCUUCUUUUUUUUCUGUAUUUAUUUAUUGGUCUCAUUCUUUCUAUUUACUUCAUUUUUCUUCUUGACUUCCUUCAUUCUUUCUACAUAAUUCUUUCUUUUUUAUUUUUUUCUUUCUUUUUACUUCAUUUUUUCUUUAUAUUGCUUUUUUUCUUUUCCCUUAAUUCUCUGUCUCUUUCUUUCUUUCUUUCUUUCUUUCUUUCUUUUUCUUCUUCGUUCUCUUUAAUUAAUUCUUUUACUUCUUUCUUUUUACACAAUUCUUUCUUGUCUUCUUUCCAGUCUAUCUAUCUAUCUAUCUAUCUAUCUAUCUAUCUAUCUAUCUAUCUAUCUAUCUAUAACAGUCUGUUUCUAUCUAUCUAUCUAUCUAUCUAUCUAUCUAUCACAGUCUGUUUCUAUCUAUCUAUAACAGUCUGUUUCUAUCUAUCUAUCUAUCUAUCUAUCUAUCUAUCUAUCUAUCUAUCUAUCUAUCUAUAA